ACCAGACAAUCAGACAGACUAAGACAGCCACAGCCCUGCUCCCUGGGACUCUCUCCUAGCUAUCCUAUUUUGUUUUUCCCCUUCAGGAGGAGGAAGAGAGACAGAAAGGGAGAGGAAGCAGCAGCCGGCAGGAGCAGAGAGGAAAGGAAGAAGCUUAGUUAAAAGAUUAAUUUAGCAGCCACACUCCUGCCCUGCCUUUCCUCCCCUCCCCCAUUCUCUCAUUCAUUCUUCCCUACCAUUUCAUGGCUUCACAACACCUCCUCGCCUUUCCUUGAAAGGAUCCAGACAAUCCCCUCUCCACAACUGGAAACAAAAAGUGGCACACUCCCUCUGCCCAGAAGGUGCCAGUUAUUCCAACCAACUUUGGAAAUUCAGAUGAGGAAACGAGUCUGAGAAGUUAAAUAACUCGCCUAGGAUCACACAACUAGUCAACGUCCAAGGCAGUAUUCUAACUCGGGUCUUCCUGUCUCCACGUCCAGCAUUACAGCAUCCAGCUGCUACAUUAGCCCAAGGUCAAACAGCUUGCUGCAGCACAGAGGUCAUGUCCCUUGUUCCGUGGUUCCGGUGGAGUGAGAACCCUCACAAGCUGACUCCCAGAAGUCCAGCGGAGAUGAUGCUCGAGACUCUGAUGAUGGAGCUGGCUUGGCAGAUAAAGGAAGCCGAGAAACAGCAUCGGGAAAGGGAGAAUGAAUACCGGAAGAUCCGUACUGGUGUUGACUAUAGCUGGCUGGCAAGUCCACCCAGGAAUGCCUAUGACCUUAGCCCUGGGGAGCGGCUUCAGUUGGAGGAUGCCUGCACCAAAAUCCACCCUUCUUACUGUGGGCCCAUGAUCCUCAGGUUUCGGCAGCUCAUUGCUGAGUAUGAGCCAGAAGUCCACGAGGUAUCCCAGCUCUUCCGCUCAGUCCUACAGGAAGUGCUGGAGAAGAUGAAGGAAGAGGAGGCCAUUAGGAAGCUGACCAAGCAGUGGAACACUCGGUCCCGGGGCACCCUCUCCCUGACUACCUUUAGGACCCGUUCCCGUAUCUUCCCUUUUGCCAGUGACAUCAGGACCAUCUCAGAGGAUGUGGAGCGGGAUGUCCAUCCCACCCCUAGGGUCUGGAGUAUGCCUGAAUUCCAGAUACACAAAGGCUAAUAACUGAGAAAAAAGAGCUGGAUUCCUAGCAAUGACUUUGUUAGCCCCGGUUUCAACCACAAGUGCCAGCUUUUUUUCUCCCAAUCCCGCUUUUACCUAUCCCAGUUUUAUGUGCUCUCCCUGCCCCUUUUCUGAGGAACCAAUGAAUAUACAAAUGAUAAGGGUCAUUAUGGGAUUGGGGGCCUUAUUUACACAGGGCUAAGCUGGUCACCCACUCAGCAGUCAGAAUCUAGGAAGUAGACAAAACUGAAAAAGCCCACAAUGCAUGAUUCUUUAAAAGACAUUGUAGCCAGGGUUAGGAUUGUCUGGCAUAACCACAGGAAGCCAGGACCAGGUUAGAGUGUCAGGGACUCCAGGCCACUGUCAUUCUAGCUUCCCCUAGCUAAAAAAAGAUCAAAUAGAGGCAUCCCCCACCUCAAACCUCAUUAGCAAUAAAUGUAUUGGGUAAACAAAUGUGCCCAUUCCCUAUUCCUGUCUCUAAGAGAAAGGGGAUUACCUUGUCUUCCUGCUGAGACCUCUAACACCUGAGUUGUGGAGUCAUCUUAGGGUUAAUUAUCUCUCCAUCCCUCUAUGUUGGCUUUUGUUGUUGUGUUGCCAGUUCAAUCAUUUCUAUUAUUUGGGAUUUCUUUUUUUCUUUUUUUUAAACUAAACAAGUCAGAGUUGGUUGGAACCUUAGAGUGAAUUAGCUAGUCCAAACCCCUCAUUUUAUAGAGGAGGGAAACAGGCCCAGGGAGGUUAAGAGUCCUUCUAUCUUAUCCUGACAGGCUGAUCUCCAGGGGCCAUUUGGCAAUUCCCCAGUUCCUGAGCCCUUAAGCUGUGGGCUAUGACAGAGCAGGGCCCAAAGGCCAUUUCCCCUCCACAUCUAUCACCCAAGUUACCCCCCAACAAAAUCUGUCUCUCUGGAACAGGUCUCCUAAAAUCCUACUUCUAGACUGACAUCAUGCAGGACAUUAUGACAGCAGCCAGGAUAUAACCAAUUCUCAGAAGGCCUUCCCUAUAAGCUUUGCCUAUUGGAAAAGCUGGGCAUUUAGAGCUUCGAGGGAACCAUAAAGAUCAUCUAAUUCAAACCCUCUCUGCCCCCUUUUAAAUUUCAAAACCUGUUAUAUUGAGGCAUUUGUCUUUUCUAACCACAAUCACUUCCCAAUAAAGUCCACCCUGUCCCCAACCCCCAACAACAGUGCUCACAUAAAACAAAGCUGUCUUAACAGAGUGACUGAGACUUCAACUGAGAAAAUAUAACAAUUUGCAUCUACAGACAGACCUGCCACCUCUUUACACCAAGGAAGGAGGUGCAUUCCAGCAUCAGACAUCAGGAAUCAACCACCGAUCGUUGCAUUUGAUCUAAAUUCUGUUGUCUUUUAACAUUGUUUUCAUUUAUAUCAUUGUAGUAAUUAUGUACGUU
Trichosurus vulpecula (common brushtail) is the source of this 2534-nucleotide messenger RNA. It is a transcript of the gene RD3, whose product is annotated as retinal degeneration 3, GUCY2D regulator. The record is from RefSeq and is a predicted model, not a curated record. The coding region runs from base 542 to 1132 and encodes 196 amino acids. NCBI's taxonomy places the organism in Eukaryota, Metazoa, Chordata, Mammalia, Diprotodontia, Phalangeridae. The transcript has 4 exons.